AUGAACCCUUUCCACACACACUCGCCGCAGCCUCAGGCUGUUGUAAGACGGAGUCAUUUCCCAAAUUUGCUCGAGCUCGCGUCUUGUUUUCGCUCCCCACCCCGCCCUAGAGCCAUGUCUUCCCCUCCCGGAGCGCGACCGCGCGCCAGUCUAGACAGAAGAGAGGUGCGCUGGAGUUUGACAAUCGAGGCGUAUUCGGCGAUGAAUACGCCGGAGUCGUGGACUUCCGCGUUGCCGUCAGUGGACGACACUGACACUGACAUACCUACUCGACUUGAAUCCCCACCAGAGCGGCACGAGCAGCUUCCGGUCGCCGAAACGCCCCCACGGCUCCCCCCCGACUCCACGAGUAGAAUGCGAACAACUCUAACACUGCCUCUGCGCCAGACUGAGACUGUGAUCCCCGCCGAACCACGCCGAUUACAGCUCCACCCGGCAUUGGCCCCGGCGACGGCGCUCACGCUCGACCUAUCUUUCCCCUCCGAUGCUUUCCAAGCCAACCCCCUUCUGACGGCCGACCUUCUCCUCACCCCCCGCCUGCAGCCCCCCGCGCAACUCACUGACAAUCCGUCUUUCCACACCGCCCGGCGCGCCGAUGGAGCGUUCGUCAGCAUCGGCGAUGUCUUGUCCAAGAUUCAUCGCACCAUCCGGGCGUACGACUCGGGCCAGGUCCCCGCGUCGCCGACCAUCAGCACCAUCAGUUGCGGAUCGGGCUCCGGAUCAAGUGCCCGGGGCUCGCCGUCGCCGUCGCCGACCCACCCGAGCGCGCCGUAUUCGCCCAUGCAGGCCGCGGAGACGCUCCAGCGGUACCUCGCGCGCCGCGUCGCAACUGUGAACGGGUUCUGUCCAGACCGCCCGCUGUCCGUGCAGCGCGGGAACAUCGAGCGCGAGGGCGAGGGUGGGGCACGUGUCGUCGACCGAUUCGUGGGGCACACGCUCUUCGCGGGGCUUCUGCCGCUUCAGGGUGCCACCGAACUUCACUUCCAGCUCGUGCUAGCUGUGCCUGAGCGCUACCGGGAGGCUCCGCCAACGCCUCCGAGUCCGCGCGGUGCCGAUUUAAUGUGA
Mycena indigotica is the source of this 1065-nucleotide messenger RNA. RefSeq lists its product as uncharacterized. The transcript has 5 exons. NCBI's taxonomy places the organism in Eukaryota, Fungi, Basidiomycota, Agaricomycetes, Agaricales, Mycenaceae. Bases 1 to 1065 code for a protein of 354 amino acids. The record is from RefSeq and is a predicted model, not a curated record.